AUGCGGGGCAUGAAGAUCAUUAAAGAAGAGGGCUUUCACCUGAUCUUGAGGACCAGUAGCACCAACGACAUCAGCAAGAACGGUAGCAAGAGAGCGGCGGAGGGGCCGCGGCGGCGGCGGGAGGAGCGGCCGCGGUGGCGCCGGGCGGCGGGCGGAGGAGCCAUUGAGGCGCCGGACUUCGGGCGGAGGGGCUGCGGCGGCGCCGGGCAGAGGGGCGUUGGGCGGAGGAGCCGAGGCGGCGGCGGGCGGUGGGCGGAGGGGCCGCGGCGGUUCCAGGUGGAGGGGUGGUGGGCGGAGGGGUCGCGGCGGCGCCGGGCGGAGGGGCGGUGGGCGGAGGGGCCGCGGCGGCGCCGGGCAGCGGGCGGAGGGGCCGCGGCCGUGGCGGGCGGAGGGCCGUGGCGGCAUCGGGCGCCGGGCGGAGGGGCCGCAGCCGCGUCGCAACUCAGAGGGAGGGGAGAAGGUAGAGAUCUUGUCCUUAAGGAAGACCCACCUUCGUAG
This is a messenger RNA of Closterium sp. Naga37s-1, 498 nucleotides long. NCBI's taxonomy places the organism in Eukaryota, Viridiplantae, Streptophyta, Zygnematophyceae, Desmidiales, Closteriaceae. The record is from the annotation of a GenBank genome assembly.